Messenger RNA from Leptopilina heterotoma, 2379 nucleotides. RefSeq lists its product as uncharacterized. NCBI's taxonomy places the organism in Eukaryota, Metazoa, Arthropoda, Insecta, Hymenoptera, Figitidae. Gene Ontology annotation, cellular component: membrane. Gene Ontology annotation, biological process: transmembrane transport. The record is from RefSeq and is a predicted model, not a curated record. Gene Ontology annotation, molecular function: transmembrane transporter activity. Bases 380 to 2200 code for a protein of 606 amino acids. The transcript is spliced from 2 exons.
GCUAUACAUAUUAUUACUUUGAAAAAAAUUAAAUUUUUGAAAAAAGAAAGUGAAUAUUUAAUUAAGAGUGAAAAAUUACAAUUUUCUCAAAAGCAAAACUAGGUAAUAAAUACAAAGUUUUUCCAAUGAAGAACCAAAAAUAAAUUAUAUUGAAUAAAAAAAAUUUAUUGUCAAAGACAAAUAUAUAAGUUAUAAACAAAUUGUAAUUUUAUUUGAAUUUUAAAAUUUUUUCCGAUCUUUUGAUAUUUGUAAAAAAAGAAAUUUUUUUAUAAAGAACUAUUUGAAUGAUAAAUAAUUUAGAUACUAAUUUUGGGCAAUUAAUUAAAUUCUAUUUAAGAUUGUAUUAAAUUAACUUUUAAAAUUGCGCCAAAAAGAAAGAAUGCCAAAGAAAAAGGAUUCAGAAUAUAUGAGAUAUGUUGCUGCUACUGUUGGAACAAUAACUGCCGUCGGCUAUGGCGCAGCAAUGACAUGGACAUCACCAUCAAUUCCAUACCUGACAAGUGAAAAUUCACCAAUUCCAUUAUCAAAGGAGCAAAGUGACAUCAUAUCAUCACUACUGACAGUGGGCUACAUCACCGGCUACAUAAUGAAUCCCUUCAUCAUCGAGCAAUUUGGCAGUAAACGUACCCUCCUGAUUUACACCAUACCACAAAUGACAGCAUGGAUACUGAUAAAUCUUGCUCAAUCACCAAUCACCCUCUACAUUGCCCGAAUAUUCAAAGGCAUGGGCUACGGAGCCGGUAUUUGUGCCCUAACAAUCUAUCUCUCCGAAAUUGGCACAUCAAAAACAAGAGGCAUCUUCAUAUCCUAUCUCAAUCUUGCCAUGGGUCUAGGAUUCUUUCUCGUCAUGCUCUUUGGUGCCUACAUACCCUACAAAUACAUGAAUCUCAUUCUUCUAGCCUCGCCAAUUAUUUUUGCCAUUACAUUCAUUUUUAUGCCGGAAGCAUCUUUUUUUUCCAAAAUUCAAAUAAAGAAGGAGAAGGAACAAAUUAGCGAAGAUUUAAAAUCAUUCGAUUAUGAGAAUCAGGUUUUGAUGAAUCAGGAAAUGAGGUCUUUGAAACAAACAGGAAUUAAUCAUAGAAAUAUUUUUUUCAAAGAAGAAGAAGAAAAUGCUUCCAAAGAAGCUGAAAAUACUGGUGAAAAUAAUUCUUCUUUAAACUUAGGCUACGAACAAACCAAACGAAUUUUGAAUCCUGAAGGUAUUUUUGUUUCCAAAGAAGCAGAAAUUACUGGAGAAAAUAAUUCUUCUUUAAAAUUAAACUAUGAACAUAAAAAACGAAAAGAUUUCAAAAAUGAAAAUCUACAAACUAAAACUUUACAAGACAAAAACUUACAAGUGGAAUAUAUAAAAGAUAAAAAUUUUCAUAUCAAAACUUUACAAGAUACAAAUUUCCAAACCAAAACUUCCCAAUGCGAAAAUUUUCAUAAUAAAAAUCCCUCAACAUGGGAAAAUUUUCAAUCCGAGAAUGAAUUGAAAGCCGAUAAUUAUUCAAAGGAAAACGAAAAUUUCUCCACAUUAAAAAAUUCUCGCUUUUGGAAAAUGAUAGCCACACGAAAUAGUCGAAAGGCAUUGAUGAUAACCGUGAGUCUAGCGGCUCAAGAUGUACUCUCGGGUCACAUGGUAGUUUGGACAUUCACCCAACAAUUAUUAACAAGCAAGGAGUCUCCAAUCGAUUCAGAAAAAGCGACAAUGUUUCUGGCAUUGGCAAAAAUAAUCGCCUCCGGAAUAAGUGCGAAAAUAAUUGAAAAAACAGGCAGAAGAAAUAUUCUCUUUGCUACAAGUAUAAUUGGAACACUAUCGAACAUUACAUUGUGUGCUUUCUUUUUUGUGGAGGAAGGAAAUUUUAAUAUUUCCAUGUUCACAUGGUUACCGUGCUUUAUACUAACUUGCUAUGAACUAGCAAUGUCAAUUGGUUGUUCAAAUUUCUUUUACGUCUAUCAAGCGGAAUUAUUUACUGCCGAUGUUAAAAGUAUGGGUGUAAUGUUUUGUAAAGUUUCAUAUAUGGCAUUCUCAUAUUUUUGUCUCUUUCGAUUUCAAGUUUUAAUGGCCGCUAUUGGAAGGGGAAUGAUUUAUUUGAUAUUCAGUAUUUUUAGUAUUAUUCUUUCAAUUUUUGUCUUCUCUAUUACGCCUGAAACACAGGGCAAAAGUAAUGAGGAAAUUCAAAUUGUUUUAGGGAAAAAACGAUUUUUUGUUGUAUAACAAUUUUUUAACAGUAUUUCGAAAUUUAUUUAUUUUGCGAGUUGCCUAUUUAUUUAGAUCUAUAUUAUCAGUAUUGUAAUGAAUAUUUGUAUUUAAAUUAAAUUAGUUCUAAUUAUUAAUUUAAUGUAAUUAAUUACAAGCAAUAAUGUAUUAGCUGUAAUUAAUUUUUAAAUUACAAC